GUUUGACCAUUCCGCCUUAUGCGCGGUCGAUGUAGCUGCUUUGAAUGAACGACAUGGUCACGUCGACGGAGCAUUUUCCCGAGCUCGGUGUACGUCCACGUUAACAGUACUAUACCGACCAUGGCGAUUCCGUUGCCUAAAACUCUCCUAUCGCUGUUGUAUUGGCGCGCCGUCGUCGCCGGCACCGGGGUAGAUGAAACUACCGCUCUUCUUGGUACUACUACAGUAGCGGUGGCCGAUGCUGUGGCCGGUUCACCAGAAGCUCCAUCUGCCAGCGAACAAGAGCACCAAGAUGCGGUUGCGGACACCUCCGCCCUCACGAAUAAAGAGGAGCUUUGUGGGUUUCUCGUGUCCACCGAUUCCUUCCAGGUCACCUGUCACACUCCGCACUACAGCACGUGCAAGAACCAGGCCAGCCUCGCCCAGCUCUGCCCCCCCGAAUGCCCCUUCGUCGAUGGCGAUCCCUACUUCCCGUGUGUUGCCAGCUGCGUCAAGGAGGAGCAGUGCCGCCACCGCAACGGGCCGAGCUUCUCGUUCCCGAACAGCACUGCGCACCGCUGCCAGCCCUGCGAGGCGAUCGGCUGCGCGCACUGCGACCCGCACCGGGCGGGCAAGUGCCACAAGUGCAAGGAGCCGGUUUUUCGGUUGGACGAGAGAACCGGGACGUGCGUGUAUGUGUUCGAGACCAAUUUUGGCCAGUACUUCACCAUCUUUAUCCUGACCGCGGUGGUGUUGCUGUUGCCCGCCACCUGCAUGAAGAUGUGGCGGCCGGUGGCGCGCGAGCUGAUUCAGGAGUGCAUUCGAAAGCACAUCGUGCGGUGCAAACCCUUAUCAAAUGCAAAAAUGUCUGGGUCUGGAAGAGUGCAACUUGUGAUGCUGCAUUUGGAUUGCAAAAAAAUCUGUAUUGCAUGAGCUGCAAAGGGAGUGUGAUUUUUGCUACGCAGAGAGGGCAUUUGUUGUAAUGCGGAAUAGGCAACAUCGAGAAUCUCUCAAAAAAUUUGUGAUGCUAGGGCACGCAUCACAGACAUCAAGACUCAUGCAAAACCUGCAUGACAAGUGACUCCACGGCAGCCGGAUGUCCGUGACCUGGUUAUAAAGGGCUUCGUCGAUCGAUUGUGCCACUAGGGCCUUGUGUUCCGGCUACUCCGGAUCGCAAUCGAUGGAGGGCGGGACCUGCACCGGCGACAGGCGCUAUCCAACCAACCAACCAACCAAGUCUCAGAAUCUUCCAGACCCAGACAUUUUUGCAUUUGAUAACCCUACGUGAUCAAGGAGUUCAACAUGGUCCAGCAGGCUGGGGACAAGUAUCGUGAGGAAAAAUCCCCCCUCUCCAUACCAAAAAGGGAUACUUGUGAAAAUUUGCGAUGCUGGUUUGUGGACACAAAUCGUCUCUGUGUUGCAAGAAGGCCAAUCCAGCGACUCCGCCACAGUAUCCAGUCGGUUUGUGAUGCUAUCUGGCCUAAAGAGUACACAUUUGCCAUGCUACGCGCCUACGUCAAAGCCCUUCUACUUAGGCUUGGCGUGGGCCUGCAGUCCUCUACUGCAAGACAGACCUGAUUUGUGUGCGCAAAUCCAGCAUCAGAAACUUCCUUUUGAUACGGGGAGGGGGGAUUUUUCCUUGCAAGAACAAGAGCGAGGACCUCAUAGACAGCGGCGACGGGCAGCAAACCCGAGUGAUCCAGACGCAAAUAGCGACCGGUGCAAAAACGACAGCCCAAGGCGCUAGUAGUACCGUCGCGUCCUCGUCGAACAAGAAUCAGCUGCGCCUGACGCUCGAAGAGGAUGAGAAGGAGCGGGCAACGAUCGACCGGGGGGAGUUAACCGACCGGUCCGAAGAGGACGACGAGGAAUAUCAAAGGGAAGAAUCCCCCCUCUUCAUAUCGAAACGAAGUUUCUGAUGCUGGAUUUGCGUACACAAAUCGGAUUUGUCUUUCUGGAGAGGACUGCAGGCCCAUAUCAAGCCGGAGUAGACAGGUUUUGGCCUAGGCACUUGGCAUGAAAAACGUUCGUGCUGUAGGCCCAACAGCAUGACAAACCGCCGUAUAAUGCGGCGGAGCCUGUGGAGUUGCCUCCCUGCAAGACAGACGCCAUUUGUGGUAACAAAUCAGCAACACAAAUUUGCGAAGACGUGCCCUGUCAAUAUGGGGAGGGGGGAUUUUUCCUCGCGAUAAAGAUACUAGCACAUUCAACGCCAACGACCAGAUGCCCGAAAACAACCGCGCGCUCGCAAUUUCCGUCCCGGGCAAUGAGCCGGAUUAUACAAACGAUCCAAAUCAAGGUGCCACGACUACCGAUCCGCCCCAAGUGUCCCCGCCGGCGCUGAUCAUCGAACAAGCGAGCGUGUGGAACACGAACAUGCACCGGGACUACGUGUGUGGCGUCGGUCUCGUAUCAAAUGUAAAAAUGUCUGGGUCUGGAAGGGUGUAGGCUUGUCAUGCAGAUUUUCCAUGACCCAUUAGGUCUGGAAUGCGGGACUUAGCUUGACAGACUCUGCGAAGUCUCUGCCAUGCCUAUUCUGCAUGAGAAUUUCCGGCCCAACUUGGUCAAAAGCGGACAGCUUUUGGCACUCGUGCAACACAGAUUUUUAUAUGCUUCAGAUUUACCAUGACAAGUUGCAAUCUUCCAGACCCAGACAUUUUUACAUUCGAUAUCUCGCGCUGUACUACAACUGGCUGGUGUUCCUCGGGGUGUGGGCCCUGGUGUGCUGUAUCUUGCUCUACUGCGUCAAAAUCUCCUCCGACUUCGCGUUUCUCGCGACUUAUUAUGACAGCGCACAACUCCCCCUCCCCCUCAUUUGUAUAGCAUGUGCAUGAACAGCAAUACAAGUAUCAGCAAGAGUGCCGGUUUUGCAUGACAAAUUUGCACUGGAGUGUAGUGCUAUUUGGGCUACCAGAACUUGUCAUGCAAACAGUGCCAAGAGGCAAAGGGUGGAUUGGGUACUUUGCAUGACAAAUGAGGGCGAGGGGGGGUUGUGCACUGUGAUACUUAUCCGGAAGCCUGUCCGGCCCUGAAGGACGACGGGAUUGCGAAGGGGCUGACCUUAUCAAAUGUAAAAAUGUCUGGGUCUGGAAGAAUGCAACUUGUGAUGCUGCAUUUGGAUUCCAGAAGAAUCUGUAUUGCAUGAGUACCAAAAGGAAUGUAAUUUUUGCUACGCGGAGAGGGCAUUUGUCAUGCGGAAUAGGCAUCAAGAAGCUCUCAAAAAAUCUGUGAUGCUAGGGCAUGCAUCACAGACAUCAGGGCUCAUACAAAACGUGCAUGACAAGUGUCAGAAUCUUCCAGACCCAGACACUUUUACAGUUGAUAGACCUACGUGGGCAGGACGGGGCCGCCGGGGUCGGGUGCUGGAGGAAAUGCAGCGUCUGCUAAAAAUUCUGGCGGGGAGGCGGAUGUAACUUCGGAUGUCGCAGCGAGUGCUAGGGAGUUGCAAGAUUUUUUUCGUAGUCACUUGCAAGUAGAACUACAACCUGAGCUGCCGCAGAUUGCAGAUGCGGACCUCGAGAAGAACAUCAAAGGCGUGUUGACGAUUUCUGACAAGGAGGUCGUGGAACCAAGCAGAAUGAGCAGAUCUGGUGCCGCAAACUCUACGACAAAGACAUCACCGUGGAGUAGACUUUUUCCGCACACGGACGGGUACGGAUUCUCGAGAACUAACUUGAUGCAAAGGACGCCAAUGCCGGUCGCGGCUGUCCCAGAAGUGGAGACGGAACAAUUGCCAGAAGGAAAAGUAGCACACCAGAAAAGCGAGGAGCCGAUAAUGAGUAGGGCAGAAGUGUUGACGGCCACGACAACUAAGUCGCUCUCCACUUCUGCAUCUACAGUCGUGCUGCGCCGGUCAACACAACCCAACAGGCUGCUCAGCUCGAAUGCAGAAAAAGCAAAAGCAGAGGAGAAUGAUUCAUCGAAAAUUGGUUCGGAUUUUUUCUCGCGUCUCACCAAGGUAGAGAAAGGCAUCCAGACCGUGCGGGGGAAACUUGGUACCGAAGCGAAAGUAUGCAUUGCAAAAGUAUCGUACUCGUAUAAAUGCAUUACAAAUUUUCCCAGCAUGAGAAAUAAAGUUUGUAAUGGGGAUUUACCUUAAAUGAAAGAUUUGUAAUGCAUGAUUGUAAUACGAGUACGAUACUUUUGCACAGGAUAGAAAGACGUAUUUGGAUGGAUCAAAACGCAAACGGACCCCGAUACGUACUUUAUCCUGAGUAAAAACGUACCCACACCAGAGUCAGGAUGGGGAAUCUGCUAGACAAAUCAGCCAGCUUUGGUUGUUUGGCAUGACAAGUUUGUCCGCGUAGUGCAGUGCUGUUUGAGCUAGUUUAGCAGCAUUACAGAUCUAGUGCCUCGUGCUGAUUGGAGCAUGACAAAUUUCAAAACCGCAUUAGAAAAUGCUUCUCAUGUGGCUCCGCAUGAGAAACAUUUUAAGCAUGCAGAGUUGCAUGACAACUAUGGUGUGGGUACGUUUUUACUCAGGAUAUACUUCCGCAGAGAGCCCAACGUUGCAAAUGGGUAUAAGUAAGAACGUAUUUCUUCUGGUAAAAAUGCUCGAGUCAGUCAGUCACUACACUGUGUGCUCAAUGUAGUACACCCUGAGCUAGUAUCGCAUAUUUGAUGAGGGUAUGUGCGGCUGGUAAUUCAUUUUACGGCUUCCCGCACAGAAGUGACACGGACAUUUCUUUUCAACCAAGGUUGCAGCAAGCACGUUUGAACUUUGCGCAGGACGCGCGGCGGGCUAGCUACGUUCUGUUUGUCUUCACGGUGGCCUCGCUGCUGAUAUUUGCGACGAUUCAAAAGAAUAUGAACUGCAAAUUAUAUUAUGUCUGGGCCUGGAAGAGUGGAAGAAUUGUCAUGCAGGUUAUUUUAUUCCAUGACCCAUAAUUAGAAAUAUAAAUCAGGCUGGAAUGCUGCGGGACCUAGGAGGCCAGAUUCUGUGAGACGAUCGCUAUCGUGCCUAUGGUGCGCGACUCAAAAGUGGAUAACUCUUGGUAAGCAUGCAACGCAGAAUUUUGCACGACUCAGACUCAGCAUGGCAAGUCCGUUGCAGUGUUCCAGACCACCCAGACCGGUAUUUGCAAUUCAUAAAGAAGGAAGAGGAAAGGUUUGACGCCGCGCACCCCAACAUCGUCGACUUCGGCGUGGAGAUAAGCGGGCUCCCCACGGACGUGACCGACCCGGGAAAGCUGCUCCAGUGGGUCCACGCGAGGUUGAAGCAGGCCGAAAACUUCCAGGACGCCGAGGACGUGGUGCUCAACGUCUCCAUCGCCUACGCCUACGAGCCCGACUACAAGAUCCCUGGCGUGAACCUCACCUUUCGCCAGGUCGCCGAACGGCUCCUCGCGCGGGCAGACGUCAAGUCUUUGCGCGGUCUCUACCGCCAGGAGCAGUGGCGGCUGGAACGGGAGCAGCUUCGGCGGGGGGACAGCAAAUCACCAGAUAGUUGUGCUGCUGCGCCAAGGGGCGGCGCGCCGCUGCUGCCGCGGCAAAUAUCCACCUCCUCGCCGCUGGCGUCCCAAUCGCUGACGUCCAUGGCGUCCCAAGCUUCACGACCCGGCGGUCAGAACACUCGCGGGGGCCCGGCGCACUUUUCUUCCGUGGUGAUUCCGCGCCAACAGCCGGGCGGCUUGGCCGGCCCGAGUACGGCUAUGCGGGGGCCCGCGAUCAACAUGGAGCCGCCUACCC
Molecule: messenger RNA, 5667 nt
Organism: Amoebophrya sp. A120
Lineage: Eukaryota; Dinophyceae; Syndiniales; Amoebophryaceae
Source: the annotation of a GenBank genome assembly